Molecule: messenger RNA, 2729 nt
Organism: Arachis ipaensis
Lineage: Eukaryota; Viridiplantae; Streptophyta; Magnoliopsida; Fabales; Fabaceae
Product: nucleolar GTP-binding protein 1
Molecular function (GO): GTP binding
Source: RefSeq, a predicted model, not a curated record
UCAAACGGCAACUCUAGCCUCCACUCACUCACUCACCCUCUCUUAACCAGUUAAUCCUAAAGGCCUCCCUAGUCCCUUGAUUCAUCAACUCAUCAUCAACACUCAUCAGCCAGCCACCACCAGCUGCAGCUCCUACCAUCGCCGAACUCCUCUCCUCGGCCAGAGCUCACCGUCGCCGCCGGAAUUGUGACCGACAGAGGCUGCAGUCGCCGAACGUCUCUGCCACUCACCAUCUUCUCCUCGCCGUGGAAUCUCUGCUCGGAGCUCUUCUCGUUGCCAUCGCGAACUGCUCCUGCUCGGCUCCCGGCGUCUCUCUCUUCAAGCUCUCUCUCUAUCUCUACGAGGUCGCUGUCAGUGCCGUGUUCCUCCGAGCUCACUCUGUCACCGCUGUUCCUCCCCCGGCGUCUCACCGGUUGAUUCGACACAAUGGUGCAGUAUAACUUCAAGAAGAUUACGGUAGUGCCGAACGGGAAGGACUUUGUUGACAUCAUCCUCUCCCGUACCCAGCGCCAGACACCAACCGUCGUGCACAAAGGAUAUGCAAUUUCCCGUCUUCGUCAGUUUUAUAUGCGAAAAGUGAAGUACACUCAACAAAAUUUCCAUGACAAACUCUCUACCAUCAUUGAUGAGUUUCCUCGCCUCGAUGAUAUUCACCCGUUCUACGGGGAUCUCCUCCACGUGCUCUACAACAAAGACCAUUACAAGCUUGCACUUGGACAGAUCAACACCGCCAGGAAUCUUAUUGGUAAGAUUGCAAAAGACUAUGUGAAGCUGUUGAAGUAUGGUGACUCGCUGUACCGGUGCAAGUGUCUGAAGGUUGCUGCUCUUGGUCGCAUGUGCACUGUCAUCAAGAGGAUUGGCCCGAGUUUGGCUUACCUCGAACAGGUUAGGCAACAUAUGGCUAGGCUUCCGUCGAUAGAUCCAAACACCAGGACUAUUUUGAUUUGUGGCUACCCUAAUGUUGGCAAGAGUUCAUUCAUUAACAAAAUUACAAGAGCUGAUGUGGAUGUGCAGCCUUAUGCUUUCACCACAAAGUCGCUGUUCGUUGGCCACACAGACUACAAAUACCUGAGGUACCAAGUAAUUGAUACACCGGGUAUUUUGGACAGGCCUUUUGAGGAUCGAAAUAUUAUUGAGAUGUGCAGUAUUACUGCUUUAGCUCAUCUGAGAGCUGCAAUACUGUUUUUCUUGGAUAUAUCUGGGUCUUGUGGUUAUAGUAUUGCUCAGCAGGCAGCUCUAUUUCACAGCAUUAAGUCUUUGUUUAUGAACAAGCCGCUGAUCAUAGUGUGCAACAAGACCGACUUGCAACCACUGGAGGGGAUAUCUGAGGAAGACAUGAAGCUGGUCAUCGAGAUGAAAUCCGAAGCCUUGAAGACUGUAAUUGGCCAAGGAGGUGAGGCAACAAGUGAUGACAGUGUGUUGUUGACCAUGAGCACUUUGACAGAAGAAGGGGUGAUUUCUGUGAAAAAUGCAGCAUGUGAGAGGCUACUGAAUCAGAGGGUGGAGGUGAAGAUGAAGUCAAAGAAAAUUAAUGACUGCUUGAAUAGGUUUCAUGUUGCGAUACCAAAACAACGUGACCAGAAGGAAAGGCCACCAUGCAUUCCUCAGGCUGUUUUGGAAGCUAAAGCAAAAGAAGUAGCUGAAAAGGAAAAGAGAAAAACCGAGAAGGAUAUGGAGAAUGCGAAUGGUGGAGCAGGUGUAUACUCAAUGAACUUGAGGAAGCAUUACAUUUUGGCUAAUGAUGAAUGGAAAGAAGAUAUACUGCCAGAAAUUUUGGAUGGUCACAAUGUGUAUGACUUCAUUGAUCCUGAUAUUCUCCAAAGGGUUGAAGAGUUGGAAAGAGAAGAGGGCAUAAGACAGGCAGAAGAGGAAAAUGGCGAGUUUGAGAUUGAUGGAGCUGAGUUGACUCCAGAACAGCAAGCAGCUUUAGCUGAGAUUAGAAAAAAGAAAAGCUUGCUCAUCCAACAGCAUAGGAUUAAGAAGAGCAAUGCGGAGAGCCGGCCAACUGUUCCUAGGAAAUUUGACAAAGACAAGAAAUUCACAUCUGAGAGAAUGGGAAGGCAGUUGUCUUCUCUGGGGCUUGAUCCUAGUCUGGCAAUCCAGAGAAUGCGAAGUAGGUCUGUCUCUAGGAGAGGUCGGAAGAGGGACAGGUCACCUGAUGGUGGAGACAGUAUGGAUGUUGAUGGUGAUACACCCGACAAGAAGCAGCGCCUGAGUAGGUCACGUUCACGAUCCAGGUCUGUAUCUCGCCCUCCACAUGAAGUUGUGCCCGGAGAGGGCUUAAAGGACUCUGCACAAAAGAUCAAGGCGAUUAAACUUGCAAAGAAAUCUGUCAAGAAGAGAAACAAGCAAGCUCGCCGCGGAGAAGCUGAUAGAGUCAUACCAACUCUUAAGCCGAAGCACUUGUUUUCUGGAAAGCGCUCCACUGGAAAAACCGAUAGGCGCUGAAAAAGCAGGGGAAAUUGUUUUAUGCUCGUUGUUGGAGAAGUUUCUCGGCAUUACUGGAGGCUGCCAAAAGUUUUGUUUCUCUAUAUUAGUGAUACUGUGUUAGAUUUAAGUAUGGUAAUGUUGCCAAAAUUUUAUUAUAUACCUCUGCUUCAAUUUUAUUUUAGAAUUUUCACUGUGUCUGUUGCACAGCUUGCAUUAUUCAUAGUUGUAUGUUUUGUCAAAUUUUGGGGACCCUAUAAUAUAGUUAUUUGAUCGAAUGAAGAUGGUUGAGCUUUUUUAAA